This is a messenger RNA of Scomber japonicus (chub mackerel), 1148 nucleotides long. It is a transcript of the gene snapc3, whose product is annotated as small nuclear RNA activating complex, polypeptide 3. Bases 2 to 1147 code for a protein of 381 amino acids. Gene Ontology annotation, molecular function: RNA polymerase III type 3 promoter sequence-specific DNA binding; RNA polymerase II cis-regulatory region sequence-specific DNA binding; core promoter sequence-specific DNA binding. Lineage: Eukaryota; Metazoa; Chordata; Actinopteri; Scombriformes; Scombridae. The record is from RefSeq and is a predicted model, not a curated record. Gene Ontology annotation, biological process: snRNA transcription by RNA polymerase II; snRNA transcription by RNA polymerase III. The transcript has 9 exons. Gene Ontology annotation, cellular component: snRNA-activating protein complex.
GAUGGCGUCUACACAACCGGGAGAUGCUAACACAAAUAUCCCAGAUUAUGAAUAUACUGAUGCAAACACUAAACCAUUUCAUAUCGGCUCGUUCAGAAACGAGUGGCUGGACAGACUGAAGCCGUGUGACUUCUCCUUCCAGCAGGAGGAAGAGGAGACGUUUCUUGCUAACUUUGCUGAAGAGAUGGGACUCAAUGCAGAGACGAUGACUGAGCUGAGGUCGCUCUGCAGUCUAGAUUCACUGUGUUGUCAUCCUGAGGGUGAGACGGUUGAUAUGGAUGUCGUACCUCCAGACCCGACACUGAAAACACUGAUACAAAGGAAAAAGAAACAAGAUUACAAAGCUUCACUAAAAAUCAGCAAGAACAGACAUGACCUCUACGCGGAUGAACUGGAGCGAUUAACUGCUGGUAGGAAAUCGGAAGCCCUGGGUGAUAUGAUCCCUGAAGGAGAAGUCAUUCUAACCAUUAACGUCUACUACCCAGCUAUUAUGAAGAGAUUUAACUACGUCAGACCCCACAUGACUCUGAUGAUGAUGGGCUCCCACAACUUGGCAGACCUGCGAGACGCCAUUUGCUGUGUCAGCGACUUGCAAGUUUGCGGAGAGUUCAGCAACACGCCGGACAUGGCUCCAGACUUCAUUAGCAAAGAUCAUUUCAAGUCAGCUUUCUUUUUCUUCGAAGGAGUUUUCUACAAUGACAUGCGCUUCCCUGAGUGUCAGGACAUCAGCAUGACUACGAUUGAAUGGGCAAAGGACCGUAACUUUCCAUCCUACACACAAGCCAAGAUGGAGGAAACCCAGUUGGUGGAUCUGAAAGUAAAAGUGGGCUUUCCGUAUCUCUACUGUCAUCAGGGAGACUGCGAACAUCUUGUCAUCAUCACAGACGUCAGACUUGCCCAUAAGAGUGAUUGCCUGGAUAAGAAGCUGUAUCCCCUCCUCACCCACAAGCACAGAAUCAUCACCCAGAAGUGCGCCGUGUGCCACGUCUUCAUUGGGAGAUGGAUCACUGUCAACGACCAGUUCGCUCCAAGUGUCCCAUGCCUCUUUUGUGACAAGUGUUUCCGGAUGUUGCACUAUGACGCUGAAGGCAACAAGCUGGGAGACUUCCUUGCCUAUCCCUAUGUGGACCAAGGUGCCUUCAACUAAA